Messenger RNA from Arctia plantaginis, 2646 nucleotides. The record is from the annotation of a GenBank genome assembly. NCBI's taxonomy places the organism in Eukaryota, Metazoa, Arthropoda, Insecta, Lepidoptera, Erebidae.
AUGCAGUGGGUGCACAAAGUAUUAGCGCUGGCAAUCAUUUGCACAGCUUCGACAGACGCCUGCCUUGUUGGCUGCAGCUGCAACAGCACCGCACUGCGUUGUGACGGAGUGGCGGCCCCACAAGAUCGAAUCGGACGCGAAACCUUUGGUAGCAACGCAACUAACCUCCAGUACAUCACCUGGACGAACUCUAAAGUCAAAAUUAUCGAAAUAGGUAUUUUCGAAGGGCUCUACAACUUGGAAUACAUCGACUUGAGUGGAAACGAAAUUAGCAGAAGAACAGAACACGGCCUUUUCGCUCACCUCACUCAUUUAAAGUACCUAAACAUAUCGCAUAACUUCAUCGAAGAUAUACCUAGAUCUACAUUUAUCGACUUAGCGAGUCUAGAGAUCCUAGAUCUGUCAUACAAUCAGCUUCGUGUUAUACCAUUCCAGGUCUUCGGGCCCAUGAGCAACCUCCAAUAUUUGGAUAUUUCACAUAAUAAAAUAGCUACCUUCUUAGAUAACUUUUUUAAACCUAAUAGACUAUUGAAAGUACUGUUCCUAAAUAAUAAUAGCCUAGUCAAAAUUACGUCUAAUGCUCUAGUCAAUCUUAAAGAAUUAGAGAAGUUGGACAUUUCUAGCAACAAACUAGAUUAUAUACCAAGAGCUCUGUUCGACAGUUUCGAAAAAUUGAGGGAGCUUAAUAUAAGCAAUAACCAGUAUGACAACAUAUCAAAUGAUGCAUUCAAGUAUCUUAAAAAUUUAAGGUUGCUGGAUAUGGGCGGUAAUCGCAUGAAAACCUUGCCUCCAAUGCUCUUCCAAUAUAACGAAAAUAUUAAAACGAUCUACCUCGAUCACACUGAAUUAUCUGUUAUACAGAACACAAAUUUCAAAGGCUUAAGUACUCUAGAAAACUUAAAAAUAACAAAUAACGAAUUUUUACGUGAAAUAGAAACAUUUGUAUUCCUAGACACCCUGGCUAUAACACACCUGGAUCUCAGUUCAAACGCUUUGUUGACCUUGCCUAAAUCUGUGCAGCAAUUGGAAAAGUUGCAAGAACUGAAAAUGCAUAACAAUCCGUGGGCAUGCGACUGUCGCAUGGCGUGGUUCGCCGAUUGGGCCGAAAAGAAAAAAGAUUACAUCAAGUCAGAGCUGAGCUGUCCGCUAACUUAUCCCAACGACAUGAUAAGGAUUUUAAACCACACAAAUUGCAAACCUCCAACGCUGGUAUCCAGUAGUCCCUUAGCUUUAUACAGACUCCAGACUGAUGCCCUACUGAAGUGCAGGUUCGAAGGCAACCCGUCUCCUUCGAUUACUUGGAUAACGCCGACAAGAAUAGUGUUUCAUUGGAACCCUGAUCCGUUAGUGCCAGAUAUAUUUCAGAAACAUGGCAUCGCCCACGACCAGUAUUAUAACCCUAUAGAUAUUACAGAAUCGAGAAUCAAAGUGCUCGACGAUGGAUCGCUAUUCAUAGGAGACAUUCAUAGAGAAGACUGUGGAACCUACUUAUGCUUUGCAACGAACCCAUCCGCCAAUGCGACGGCAGAGGUGGUACUCAACAUAGAUCCAAUGACUAUGUUUGAGAUAAAGAUGUAUAGUUUAUUAUGCGGUGCAAUAUGCGCCGUAGCUUUUUUAGGACUUACGCUAUUAGUACAGGCGUUGCGCUACAUAUUUUACAGAUUUCGUCUCUUAGAGACUUGUUGCAGCUGCUGUACCUGCGUUAAUCGUGAGGCGCCACGCAGCAGACAAAUAUUUUGCAUGCUGGACAACAUCGAACAAUAUAAGAGACAACAACUUGAAAAACUUAGAGAAAAUUACGCCGUUCAAGUUCAUCGUAUCAAAGAAAACUGUACACAGCAAAUGGACUGGAUACAGAACAGUUACUCGACGCAAGCAAGUCAUUUACGCAACAUUAGAGACAUUGGGAGCAAUCAUUUGAGCGCUGUGAGAGAUCAGUAUUACGACCAGGUAAAACGCGUACGCGAAUACUCCACGUGUCAACUAAACUGGGUGCGAGAGAACUACGUAUUCCAAAGAAACAAAAUUAGAAAGUUCAGUGCGCACCAGGUUUUGAGACUACGGGAGUCGUACAAGUAUCAGCAGCAGACCCUGAACAAGGUUCUGGAGAACCUGCCCAGUCUCUACUUCGAGAACUGUCGGAGCGGGUCGUGCGGGCGGAGCGAUUCUAUGGCCUUCGAUCCGGACGUGGAGGUGAUCGACAUGUACCUCAAGACGAAAAUAGAGAAACUCUCCAGCCUGCCGAAUCCGAUAUUCGACGAAGAGAGCAAGAUGUCCGUGUAUUACACUCCGACCGAGAGGUCCGUCAACUCGAGGCGAAACUCGCCCGUCCUCGAGGGCGUGCACAUCAACAUGAUCGAGAGGGGGCCGCCGCGGCUGCUGGCCAUGAUCAAGCCGCUGCAGACCUCUGCGGACGAGGCGCCCACGCCGCCGGCCAGCCCCACGCCUACCACGUCCAAGGCGGGCCUGACGGACGCCCCCAAGCCGUCCAGCGAGCCGCUGCUGGGCCGGCGCGUGCGCCUGGCGGCCAGCGCGAGCUCGCCGGAGCUGGCGGAGCGCGCGCGAGCGGCGCGGGUGUUGCUGGCCGUGGACCUGGGGCAGGCGGAGUGCGGCGAGUGCGGCCUGUGGCGCGAGGCGCGCUUGUAG